Molecule: messenger RNA, 1073 nt
Organism: Marchantia polymorpha subsp. ruderalis
Lineage: Eukaryota; Viridiplantae; Streptophyta; Marchantiopsida; Marchantiales; Marchantiaceae
Source: the annotation of a GenBank genome assembly
GUUUGUUUGCGAUUGCGUUUGGACGAGUAUAUUGCGGAAACGUGAAGGUUUACGGUCGCUUACGGGCCUUGCGGACGGCUUCGCUUGGUUCUGUGACUGCAGGCAGCUUGAGGUGCAGCGACGUGCAAAAUCGAUUUGUUCGAUUCGUGAAUUUUGGUGGAGGGUUUGCGUGAUCACGAGCUGGUUCGAGAGAACUUCUCCGAGGAAGAAGAGGGAGAAGAAUCGAGCGUGUGUCAUGACAUCCUUUCCUGUGCAGUCUAAGAAACUGUCCGCUUCUAUUAAGGGUGUACCGACGGAGCUAGUUCUCAGUGCGUAUGAAGAUUCCAUUCUGGUGAUCGUCACUCAAAUUGGGAAGAUGGGUACCCUUCUCCAUGCCAGAAAAGAGCAGGCCUACGGUGGAGCAGCCACAUUCAAUGUCCAUGUUCUUAUGGGAAAGCGUGACGAGCCAUUGUUACCAGCAUGUGCUCGGCAAGUCAUUGAGCAUAUAAGCAAUAACGGAGGAUCUAAGUCUCUCGUACUUUCUCUGGGCUUGAAGGACCAUUCACCUGAAGCGUUAAAGAGUAUUGUGCAGUUGAUUAUAGACAACAAAAUCUGGUAGAAGUACAAAAUCAUUUGUUUUUAAAGUCCUACCCUUAUUGGCUCCCAAGCAGGAGCUUGAGCUGAUACUGAAUAGCUCUGCCGAUCAUUUAUAUGGAUUCCUUCUCAUGAGAAUUACUGGUGGACGGAAACUAGGGUCAUCCUCUCUUUCGGAAGAUUUGAAAGGCUGUGAAGAAUGUGAACACUUAUGCAGGACUGCAUCAUCGAGCAGUAGGCAAUUUUUGUUGGCACCCAUAGGUCAGAGCUGGAAACAAAGUUGUAUUUGUGCCCGACGCUUUAUGAGAGGCCCAUUACUUCCAUUGCUGCUGGCCAUGUUGAUGAACCUCCUAGUAACCUGCCAUCCUGAACCACGAACGGAGCACUAAAGUUUACGAGAAGACGACAUUUGGGUAUCGGAGAAACGGAUAGAGCCUCCAACGCCGACAAACUAUCACAUUUUGUAACAGUGAUGAAUGUCAAAAUGCAUUAUUUUCGAA